Molecule: messenger RNA, 1198 nt
Organism: Cyclopterus lumpus (lumpfish)
Lineage: Eukaryota; Metazoa; Chordata; Actinopteri; Perciformes; Cyclopteridae
Product: DEP domain-containing mTOR-interacting protein
Exons: 9
Coding region: 1-1188 (395 amino acids)
Biological process (GO): intracellular signal transduction
Molecular function (GO): protein binding
Source: RefSeq, a predicted model, not a curated record
AUGGAGCGAACAAGUAGCAUUCGGAGAAAAGCCAUAGCCAGACAAAAUAAAGGAGAAGUCAUGAUUGCUGGAGAACAACUCAGGUUGAGACUCCACGACGGAAAACUGAUCAAGGACCGACGCUACCACCUGCGCACGUACCCGAACUGCUUUGUGGCAGAGGAACUCAUCGACUGGCUAGUGGGCCACAAGGAAGCUCCGGAUCGAGCAACAGCCGUCUGCCUCAUGCAGCACCUCAUGGAUCAUGACAUCCUUCACCAUGUCUGUGAUAAGAGGCCAGUGUUGAAGGAUGCCAAACUCCUGUACCGUUUCCGCAAGGAUGAUGGCACGUUUCCCUUCAAUAGAGAGGUGAAAAUCUUCAUGCGAGGACAACGGCUCUAUGAACAUCUCAUAGGGGACAAGAAGUCCAUUCUGCAGCUAAGAGAGGAGCGCGGCGUUGCAUACCAGCGCUCCUUUUCCGGCUGCCAGCUGAUCGACUGGCUCCUUCACAACGGGGAGGCGGAGAGCCGGUGCCGGGGACUGGAGCUGUGCCGCGCAUUGCAGGAGCAUGGCAUCAUUCAGCACGUCGCAAAGAAGCACGAUUUCUUUGACAGUGGACUGCUCUAUCAGUUCUGCAUCAAUUUCCGCCGCAGACGGCGCCUAUCUGCACUGUUGAGCGAAAGCGAACAAGGCAACAACGAAGAUGUGGCAGCGUCCACACCAGAGGACAGCAAUGCUGAUAGCCCGCCCCAGGAAGACAACAGUGCUUUCCAGUCCGUGAGGUUAAGUAAAGAUCUGAAGCAGGUUACCAGUGGGCGUAGAGGCAGCUUGAACUCCCCUCAGCUUCAGUCUUCUGGAUGUCCACCUCUGGUCCAGCUGUCUUCAGUGAGAUGCAAUCCUAAAUCAGUGCUGAGAAGAAAUUUUACGUGUGAAGAAUUAUUCGCACCUGGGGCACCUUUAAUCAAGCGGGUGUUGACGGUGAUAGGAGAUGCCAUGGGCUGGGGCUUUGUUGUCAGAGGCAUGGCUCCCUGUUAUGUGCAGGCCGUUGACCCCGGAAGCCCUUCAGCAGCUGCAGGAGUGAAGGUCCAGCAGUUUGUGUGCCAGGUGAAUGGCCAGUGUGUCCUCUACCUGGACUACAGGACGGUCACCAGGCUGGUGAUGACAGGGCCUCGCACUGUUGUUCUGGAAGUCCUGGAACCGCUGGAAUGACAACUACAGU